AUGAGCUCCUAUUCUCUGAACUCAUUCUGCGGUCGCUAUCCAAAUGGCGCGGACUACACGUUACAUAACUAUGGAGACCAUAGCUCGAAUGAGCAGUACCGGGACCCUUCAGGGAUACAUUCCGGCAGGUAUGGCUAUGGCUACAAUGGGAUGGACCUUAGUCUCGGGCGCACCAACACAAGUCAUUUCGUCUCUUCAAGUGACCGAGCUCGGAGCUACGCACAGACUACGACGGCGACGCCUGUCGAUGCCCGGUACAGUCAAUCGGUCACCACGAGCGCAGCCGUAUCGCAAGCCCCUUCCCCUGACCGCUCACUUGCAUGUUCCUCCGCCGCCAGCUCUCCCGUCAGAGAGUCCUCACACCGCACGAUAAAAAGCUCGCUCCCGAACCCCACCUCCGGUUCGAAAGGCAGUUCCUUGAGGAUGGGUCGAGAGGGCAUCUCCAAUACUUCCAACAGUAUGGAGGAAGAAAAGCCGACGGGAAGCGCGCAGACAAGUUCACAGAGUGUAUCCGAGACACCCCAGCCACAGAUAUACCCAUGGAUGAGGAAACUUCACAUAGGUCAUGACAGCUUGGUCGGAUCAGAGGGAAAGAGAGCAAGGACAGCCUACACGCGCUACCAGACCCUCGAGCUCGAGAAGGAGUUUCACUUCAACCGCUACCUGACGCGCCGCCGGCGGAUUGAGAUAGCACACGCGCUUUGCCUCUCUGAAAGACAGAUCAAAAUUUGGUUCCAAAAUCGAAGAAUGAAGUGGAAAAAGGACAAUAAGUUAAAAAGCAUGACUAUGGCGGCAGCCGGCGCGGGAUACCGACCCUGA
Molecule: messenger RNA, 819 nt
Organism: Chanos chanos (milkfish)
Lineage: Eukaryota; Metazoa; Chordata; Actinopteri; Gonorynchiformes; Chanidae
Gene: hoxa5a
Product: homeobox A5a
Exons: 2
Coding region: 1-819 (272 amino acids)
Biological process (GO): anterior/posterior pattern specification; regulation of transcription by RNA polymerase II
Cellular component (GO): nucleus
Molecular function (GO): DNA-binding transcription factor activity, RNA polymerase II-specific; RNA polymerase II cis-regulatory region sequence-specific DNA binding
Source: RefSeq, a predicted model, not a curated record